This is a messenger RNA of Alternaria viburni, 294 nucleotides long. RefSeq lists its product as uncharacterized. The coding region runs from base 1 to 294 and encodes 97 amino acids. The transcript is spliced from 2 exons. Lineage: Eukaryota; Fungi; Ascomycota; Dothideomycetes; Pleosporales; Pleosporaceae. The record is from RefSeq and is a predicted model, not a curated record.
AUGUGCCAGGGCGACGAUGCGAGCAUUCUGAAGGAGACCAGCGUCGCAUACGGAAAGCUGAAUUACGACGAGGCACGCUUAAAAGAUACCGUAGACAGAGGCCGCGAAAGCAUAGAAGAGAUUGCCCAGGCUAUCGCCCACAUCGUGAAGAUCGAGAAGAUAAGUUGCUCGGGCGAGCCUGGAAGAGAUCCUCUGAGAGAUUGGAGAGAUCGCAGAAAGCAGCGACUUCCUACUUAUAGACCAAACUACGGCAGAGCAGGUCCGCCCAAGCUAGGUAAUCGCCGCAUCUCAUGA